Penicillium arizonense is the source of this 1467-nucleotide messenger RNA. It is a transcript of the gene tpcA, whose product is annotated as O-methyltransferase tpcA. The record is from RefSeq and is a predicted model, not a curated record. Lineage: Eukaryota; Fungi; Ascomycota; Eurotiomycetes; Eurotiales; Aspergillaceae. Gene Ontology annotation, molecular function: O-methyltransferase activity. The transcript is spliced from 7 exons. Bases 1 to 1467 code for a protein of 488 amino acids.
AUGCCUACCCUCAGCGACGUUCACCAGCUCCUCGAGCUUGUUGACCUCACCCGCGAUAGCGUUCAGCGCAUUAUUGGAGAGUGGGCGAAGCUUCCUGCCUCUUCCUCCCGCAAACAGGGUGGGCCGGCAGAUGAAAGCGAAGCAAGCCUACCCAGCCGCGAGCUCUUCGAAGCGCAACGCACCCUCAUCGCCGCGUCGGGAAAAUUCGUUGAGUUAGUCUCGUCCCCCAGCAGCCGACUUCUAGAAGUCUCAUCGCAGUAUAAUGAGGCGAGAUGCUUGCACAUUGCAGCCGUACUUCGAAUUCCGGAUAUCUUGGAGGAGAACGGCGACAAGGGCGUGUCGAUGGAGCGCAUCGCCAUGAGCGUGGGGAUCGAGACGAGGAAGCUCGGUCGUAUCAUGCGCUGUCUCUGCUCAAUUCACAUCUUCCAGGAGGUGGAGGAUGGGGUCUUUCGAAAUAAUGCCAUCUCGGCCGGUCUGGCCCAUAAUGAGCCUUUACGAGCUUAUAUUGCUAUGUUUGGGUGGGAUCUUUAUAGCGCCUCGGACGCUCUUCCCCACGCUCUUCUGGACCCCGAGAUAGGGUCUUCGUACUCGGUCAAAGAAACAGCCUGGCAAAAGGCCAUUGGAACAACCAAGGAGCGGUGGAACUGGCUUGAAGAGGGCACGACGGCCGCAGAGCUCCAUAACGGCGGAUCUGGGGCCUACCCUGGGCCUUUUGGGCCAGACGUUACGGCCAUCCUCCAGGGCGAAAAUACAGGGGAGUCCAUCCGUCGACCCGAGCUCGAUAUAUUCGGUCUCGCUAUGCUUGGUGGUGGGCGCGUAUUUGGGGUUGCGCAUUUAUUUGACUUCCCCUGGGCGUCACUAGGCAAAGCACAGGUUGUCGAUGUUGGCGGCGGAGUUGGUGGAUUCUGCCUUCAGCUGUCCAAGAUUUACCCGGACCUCAACUUCAUCGUGCAGGACCGCGCGCCUGCGCUCGCUCAAGCCCAGCGCGAGAUCUGGCCGCAGGAAAACCCACAAGCCCUCAGCAACGGCCGGGUCAAAUUUCUCGAGCAUAACUUCUUCAAUCCCAAUCCAGUGAUUGGGGCCGAUAUCUACUGGCUUCGGUAUAUCUUGCACGAUUGGUCGGAUGACUACUGCAUCCAGAUUCUCUCGGCUAUCAAAGAAGCUAUGACGCGCGACUCCCGGAUCCUCAUCUGCGACCAGGUCAUGAAUACUACGGCUGGGUUUGCGGGGCGGAUUGCAUCGGCGCCGGAGCCCCUCCCGGCCAACUAUGGAUAUUUCACCCGGUACAGUCAUCAGAGGGACAUUGCCAUGAUGAGCAUUAUCAAUGGCAUUGAGAGAACUCCAGCUGAAUUCCAGAAUAUUAUCGAGCGGUCGGGGCUGGUGAUGACUCGGAUUUAUGAUUGUCGAAGCCAGCUAUGGCCUUUCGUUGACCAAUUGUUAUCUGUCGUCGUCAGUGUUAGUUCUUGA